Messenger RNA from Vidua chalybeata, 1919 nucleotides. RefSeq names its product FA complementation group F (gene FANCF). The transcript has a single exon. Gene Ontology annotation, cellular component: Fanconi anaemia nuclear complex. The record is from RefSeq and is a predicted model, not a curated record. Gene Ontology annotation, biological process: interstrand cross-link repair. NCBI's taxonomy places the organism in Eukaryota, Metazoa, Chordata, Aves, Passeriformes, Viduidae. Bases 1 to 1080 code for a protein of 359 amino acids.
AUGGAUGUUGUACUGAGGCAGGUGGAGCAGCUGCCGGCGCUCCUGGCUGUGUCCCGCUCCGCGCUGGUGCGGGACUGGGACCCGCUCACCCUGGACAGGGCUCUAGAGUGGGCCCGGUAUUUCCACCACCUCUACGACCGUUUCCGUGCCCGUCCCCAGCUCCGGGAGGCCCUCGGGCGGCGGCUGCGCCGGUCUCAGCCGUACCCUCUGCUCGGCUUCCCCGCGCUGGGCCGCUGUCCGCAGCUGUUGGGGCUGGCGCUGCUGGAGAACCGCGCUUUGCCGCCCGCCGCCUGCCGCUGCCUGCUCCGCAGCCUCCUGCACCCUCCCGGCGCGGGGACCGGCUCCGAUCCCCACGGCCUGGAGCUGCUCGCCCGCCGCAAGGCCGCUGCCUGCCUGCUGCCGUUGUCCCACCGUCCGCCGCGGCGCGCCCCCGGGCCAGAGCCGCAGCUGCAGGCCGAGGCCCAGCUGCUGCUAAGCCGGCUGCGGGAGGAAGGGCAGGAGGUCGGGGAGGUCGCGGGACAGCUGCGUUGGCUGUGCGGUGUCCUGGAGCAGCUGUCCCAGCCCCGCGCCUUCGGGGUCGUGGCGGCGGCGCUGGCUCUGCUCAAGCAGGGGCGUGGCGCUGAGCUGGCCGGAGACAGGGAUCGGGGUGGGAGCAGCAGCCAAGACGGGUACCAGGCGGGUGCUGCCGGAGACGAAUGCGCCGCCGGGCUCCUGCUUUCCUGGCUGCUGGGCAACCAGGAACGAUUUUCUGCCUUCUGCCUUUGCCUCCCAGGUUCCCAUCUUGCCUUCCUAGCUGGUCACUAUUCCCAGUUAGCCAGAUCUUAUUUGGACCUCUUAACCAGCUGGGGAAGCCACUUGCUCUAUGACCCCUUGCAGGGACGAUGGGUUAAAAGUGGCCUUGACAAGGCUGAAUUGUCCUGGGAGGAAUUAAGGGAGCGCUUCAGCUGCCUCUGUCAGGGAUCUACAGUGCUCAAAGAACAUACCCAAGCUGCUCUGGAACUCCUGAGGACACAAGAUGGAGACUUCAAAGUCCGUGGGCUAAGUGUGUGGACUGACUUACUGAUGGAAGUAGGCUACUAAUGCAUGAACACAAAAGCAACGUGCAAACGUAUAAAAUCAAGUAAAUCUGGUUAACUCUAUUUGAUGUGAAAGGCAAGACAUCUGCUCCUCACUUUGUUGAAAGCCAAAUGUUAUUGUAACUGCUGAUCACAAUGAUUCUGACUGCAUCAGGUUCUGAAAUCUUUCAGGGAUGCCUGGUGUUUUGUGAUUGUGCUGUCAUUUCUGGUCAACACAGAAAAUGUCUUCCUUUUCAGUACUUGCUGAUUAAUUACCUAAUAAAAUGAAGAAAAUCCAUUCUCCUUCAAAUAUGGAGUAGUUUUCUGUUUAGAAAAUAAGACAGUUCUGAUAUGGUCAUGGUAUUCAUGUUUCUAAAUGUUGGAGGCUGAGCAAAAGUUCAAAGGGAGAGUGGCGUUUCAAAUGUGAAAAACACAAAUUCAGUGCUCCUUUAGUAGUGAUUGUCUUCAUUGGGCUGUCUGCUCUGGUGGCCACAUCGAUGUCGAUGCUUCUGUAGCUCUUGCACAUGACUUAACCCCAGUGUCAGUGAAGGAGGUGAGUGGAAGCCAACUGGAAAGCUUCUUGAAAAGUUCUAAAAUAAAGGUCUUUAUUAGUUGCUAUAUUAUUUGAUAAUAUCCAGGUAUUUCCUAAGAAAAGUGAGGCAAAAUGUAAGAUGUUCUGUGUGGUUUUCUUCCCAUUUCCAUAAUUUAUUACAUGAUUCAUUGCCUCAUGAAGCAGAAAAGUGAGUGAACAUCAAGCUUUUUUAUUACAUGUAUAUAUAAAAUGUAUUAUAUAUAUAAAACUUUGUCUAUAUAUUUUUACAAAAUAUUAUAUAAUUGUAUGUAUAAAAUAUGUGAUAUAUAGAG